AUGGUUAUCGAGAAGAUUUGCUGCCUCGGCGCUGGUUAUGUCGGCGGGCCUACGUGCAGUGUGAUCGCGUGGAAGUGUCCAGACAUCAAAGUCACGGUUUGCGACAAGAGCGUCGAGAGGAUAAACCAGUGGAACUCGGAGAAGCUGCCGAUUUACGAGCCGGGCCUCGACGACGUUGUACAGAAAUGCAGGGGGAGAAACCUCUUCUUCUCGACAGAUAUCGCCAAGAGCAUACAGGAGGCGGACUUGAUUUUCAUAUCUGUGAACACGCCGACGAAGACAAUUGGGAACGGGAAAGGUAGGGCUGCUGAUCUGAAGUACAUAGAGGGCGCGGCGCGUAUGAUCGCUGAUUUGGCGACUAGCAACAAAAUCGUGGUUGAAAAAAGCACUGUUCCAGUCAAAGCUGCCGAAAUUAUUAUGAAAAUACUGCGCGCUAACACUAAACCGGGCGUCGAGUACCAAAUUCUAUCGAACCCAGAGUUCCUAGCUGAAGGAACCGCUAUAGAUGAUUUGGUGGAGGCAGAGAGGGUUUUAAUCGGUGGCGAAGAUACUCCUGAAGGUCACAAGGCCAUACAGGAGCUGUGUUGGGUGUAUGAACAUUGGAUACCAGCUAAGAACAUCCUUACUACCAACACUUGGAGUUCCGAACUGUCUAAGUUAGCUGCUAAUGCAUUUCUGGCUCAAAGAAUUUCCAGUAUUAACUCUCUAUCUGCCGUUUGUGAAGCGACUGGUGCUGAUGUAUCUGAAGUAGCAAGAGCUGUCGGCCGCGACUCGAGAAUCGGUCCCAAAUUCCUUGAAGCAUCUAUUGGUUUUGGUGGUAGUUGCUUUCAAAAAGAUAUACUCAAUUUAAUAUAUUUAUCAGAAUGUUUGAAUCUACCUGAAGUAGCCGCCUACUGGCAGCAAGUUGUGAAUCUAAAUGACUACCAGAAGAAUCGGUUCACUAGAAAGGUCAUUGAAUCGCUUUUCAACACUGUAUCGGAUAAGAAAAUUGCAAUACUCGGGUUUUCAUUUAAAAAGAACACGGGCGAUACCAGAGAGUCACCAGCUAUAUGCGUAUCCAAGACCUUGUUGGAUGAAGGUGCAAAAUUACACAUUUACGAUCCCAAAGUGGAGACAGACCAGAUAUACUAUGAACUAACUCAUCCCCAAGUAACUAACGAACCAGAAAUAGUGAGAAAGAACAUUGAAAUACACAGGUCCGCUUAUUCAGCUGUGACUGGAGCCCACGCUAUCGUGCUGUGCACGGAAUGGGACGAGUUCAAGGAACUGGACUUCAAGAAGAUAUACACAGACCGGCAGUAUAAGGGCGCAGGGCAGUCAGACCUUACCUUAACAUGUAUAUAUUGCGAGAAGCUGGCUUCAUUUCUAACGGAUAACGUUCUUCAAUUGAUUUUGUACGUUUAA
This is a messenger RNA of Leptosia nina, 1404 nucleotides long. Lineage: Eukaryota; Metazoa; Arthropoda; Insecta; Lepidoptera; Pieridae. The record is from the annotation of a GenBank genome assembly.